CAAGAAUAUCACCCGCCUUUUACUACAACAACAACAAAGAGACAUUUCUCUUCUUCGCCAUCGCAAUCAAGAAUUUUAAUUUUAACUUACAAAUCUUAAUAUGGCAGCUUCUAAUUAUUUGAAUCGCUUUCCAUUCAAGAAAUUCCCUGUAACUACCAUUCCAAUUCCCCUGCUAAUUCAUGGCGCGGUGGGAUUCUUCUUUCUGUAUAUAAUCUUUGAUUGUGCACGAAGACUUUUUACCUUUUUGUCCUUUGCUGAAUCCCAAGUGUGUGAAAAGAACAAGACUCCCAAAAAACUGAAAUCUAUUAGCGAGAAAUUAGUUGAUGGAAGCUUAAACAGGGAAGAGGUGGAAAUGGUUAUGGCUAAUUUAGGUAUUUUUGCCAAUCCUGAAGGUGUGAAGAUUCAGGGGAGGUUGGAUUCUAAUGACAUUUUUGAACUUUUCGGAGAGGAAUUAGAAGCUAAAGAACAAGAAGUAAGAGAAGCUUUUGAUGUUUUUGAUGAGAACAAAGAUGGAUUUAUCAACGAAAGGGAUUUGCAGAGAGUUCUGUGUGCUCUGGGAUUAAAGGGAGUAGCAGAAUUGGAUAAUUGCAAGAAGAUGAUCAUGGCCUUCGAUGAAAAUGGAGAUGGAAGAAUCGAUUUCCAGGAAUUUGUCAAAAUGUUGUAA
Messenger RNA from Solanum verrucosum, 664 nucleotides. RefSeq names its product probable calcium-binding protein CML46. The record is from RefSeq and is a predicted model, not a curated record. Bases 101 to 664 code for a protein of 187 amino acids. Gene Ontology annotation, molecular function: calcium ion binding. The transcript has a single exon. NCBI's taxonomy places the organism in Eukaryota, Viridiplantae, Streptophyta, Magnoliopsida, Solanales, Solanaceae.